AUGAAUGAUGAAUUGUGUGGAAACUUUGAUUUUUUGAGGAUUUGUUUACCCGAUGAAUUAGGCGAUACACCAACAUCUGAACUUAAAAAUAUUCAAAAUUACAACAAGUACUGUCCUAAUGGAGACUGUAAUACUGAACUCGAUCAAAUUACGAUUGGAUUUUUAUGGUUACUUGAACAAUAUUUUACUAAAUACCCAAAGAAAGGUCGUGAUGGAAAUAAUAUUAAUCCAAUUUUUUUUAUACAUAUUACUAUAUGGUUAAGUUACAAAUUAAAUCAAAAAUUAGGACACAAUUUCACUAAAAUAAGCGAUUUUUAUACUAAUAGUGUAGAUAAUAGUGGUAAAUAUAGUCAAUUUACAAAAGAUGCCUAUACAAUUUCAGGUCUUGAUGAAUUCAUAGAGAAACAAAAAGAUUUGCUGAAUAUGAAUAUUAAAGAUCUAUCUAAAUUUUAUGAUGCAUCCAAAUUAAUAUGUAGUAUGUAUGGUAAUUUUUCAAAGAAUAUAAAUAAGAAUGAGUUGUUAAAUAAUGCGAAUGAAUUUGUUGUAAAAUAUCAAGAACUUGAUGGAGAAUCUAAUAAUACUACUGACAGUUCAUUUAAACAAAUAUUGUCUGCUUUAUCAGCUGAUUAUGAUAAUUUAAGAAAGAAACGUAACAAUAUUACAUCUCUUCCAGAGAUAACAGCAGACAUGUCUGCAUACAUAUCUAGAGUUACAUCAUCAAGUUCGUCGAUAGGAAACAGAUUAUUUACAGUUUUAUCGAUAUUUGGUGCAAUAGCAUUUUUUUUAGGAAUUUCUUAUAAGUAUUCGUUAUUUGGAUUUCGGAAACGAUUUAAAAAACAACAAAUAAGAGAAAAAAUAAAAAAUAUUAAGAAGAAAAUAAAUCAAUAA
Messenger RNA from Plasmodium yoelii, 888 nucleotides. Its product is annotated as PIR protein. The transcript is spliced from 3 exons. The record is from RefSeq and is a predicted model, not a curated record. The coding region runs from base 1 to 888 and encodes 295 amino acids. NCBI's taxonomy places the organism in Eukaryota, Apicomplexa, Aconoidasida, Haemosporida, Plasmodiidae.